AGCGACGGACGUCAUCCAGUCAGGUGAACCACCAGAUCGGGCCUCGAAAAUGGCCGGCGGAUCACGACACCUGACAGCUGUGUAAAACAAGUUCAAAUGUAUCACCAGAACCGGUGCCCCCCGCAAUUGGGCCUUAUUGAAAGAAAUUUAUCAUGGGUUGUAGCCCCCCGGAUCAGUUCAUUAUAGUAACAGCUACCGAAAAACGUUUCUUACGAUAUGCUAUCUUUCGAGAGUGUAUACAGACUAGAUAAGUGAAAGAUUUGCUAAUUCUACUUUGAAUUCAAACACUGGUGUGCCCGUGCGACGGCUACCGUGAUGAGUGCCAAGAUACAGGCAGCUCUAGCUAAACGCCGGGAGGCCGAACAGAUCAAGUUCCAGCAGUCGGCCGCUGUCGAGCGGUAUUACGAUCAAUGGAGUCGCAUAACAUCGCGAUUUGACUCAUGGAACUCUCCACAGUUCUAUCGACAGGCCGCAGAUGCCGCCCGGCAGCGAGAGGAAGCUGAAAAGCAGGAAACCGUUAAUAAUGAGCGACGAGAGAAACUGAGAGCACAGCUACAACAGGAAAAGGAUGAUUUCCAGCGAGAGAUUAAGGAAAAAUGUCGACCUAAGCCAAAACCAAUUCCAACGGAUCUUCUGGAAGGAGUACGCACUCGAUUGAACGACGCUGAAGAGGCGAAGCGGCGCAUGGAUCUGGAGGCUCGGCUUUAUACCAAAUGGCGCAUGGGCUACGAUCGGGACGCCGUGAUACUGGAAUCGAAAAACUCCAAUCAAGCCAUGGCUAAACUCAACUGGCUGGAUCGCCAGGUUGAAUUACAGCUCCAGAAUGAAAAAGAACGGAAAGAAAAUCAAGAACGGGAGAUUCGCCUACACGAGGAAGCUCGACGUCACGAAGAAAUGCUGCUGGAAAAGAACAAAUUAAGAGAGCAGCAGAUUAAAGAGCUCAGAAAGCACCAGGAAGUUUACAUGGAAGAGCUAAAAUCCAGGGAACAUGAAAUGAAUGAACUGCGAAUGUAUGAAAUGCGAUUGCAUACCAAAAAGACAGAAUUCGAAAAAGAGCUUGAGCAGCUCCGAGUGUACAACGACCGACGACGUGAUCGUGUCGUAGCUAUGCACAAUCUAAGGCGGAUCAAAAUGCUACUUCGAGAACGAUCGGAAGCGGUUCGCACUGAUCUCAAGCACGACCUGCAUCUUUUACAGAGGAUAGCCAUUGAUAACCCAGAAUCAAACGAGAGCAUUGAUUACCUGCGGAAGAAAUUCCAACUGCAAUACGAUUUGGAGGUAGAACAACAAACUGCUAUCGAAACUAUGUAUGAAUCGGAAGCAAAGCAUAAUUUAUCAAAGUGGGAGGAUAAGUGGAAUGAAGAAGCAAUGAUUAGAGAACAACAGUUGAGAUGUUUGCUGGAAGAUCGUAUCCUUGAAUUUGAGAAUAAAUUAGUUGAUAACAUGCAGCGCCAGCGUGAUCUGAUCGACGUGCGUGAAACCCACAUCAAAUCUAUUGAAACUGCAAACCAACAACUGAAGGAGCUUAUGAAUGAGAAGGCCAAGGACACGACAGUGGUUGGUUCGUCAAAUCAAAUUCGUGAGUUGUUGGUACAAAAGGACAACGGUGUAAAUGUUAGCGACAAUACGCGGUCAACACAAAACUCUCAUCGAAGCUCCACGUUCAGCAGUAUUUUUCCUUUUGACGAUUUGAGUUUGCGGGAUAUGAAACUGUGUGAACGAAAGUCAAUUGAUAUGGAAGGUGACUCAUCAUCCACUUUAGCAGCACCGAAAUUUGGACGAAAAAAGGUGGCCUGGUGCUAACGACUGUUUCCAGAAUUUUGUACCAUACGAGAGAACAUGAUAAUUUUUAAUAAUUUCAAACUAACAAGCAUAACUCCAAAAAUAAAUAAUGUGUUCUAGAAAUCAAAUCAACAAAUGCCUAAAUUGGCAUCGAGACUUCACUAAAUAUUAUCAAGUUUUUAUUAGGAUAAUAAUAAACGAAGAAUAACGACAGGCCCCAGACGCAGGCUUCAAAAAUAA
Messenger RNA from Armigeres subalbatus, 2022 nucleotides. Its product is annotated as trichoplein keratin filament-binding protein. Gene Ontology annotation, cellular component: keratin filament. The transcript has 3 exons. Bases 316 to 1803 code for a protein of 495 amino acids. Lineage: Eukaryota; Metazoa; Arthropoda; Insecta; Diptera; Culicidae. Gene Ontology annotation, biological process: apoptotic process. The record is from RefSeq and is a predicted model, not a curated record.